Eimeria maxima is the source of this 555-nucleotide messenger RNA. RefSeq names its product aspartate aminotransferase, putative. Gene Ontology annotation, cellular component: cytosol. The coding region runs from base 1 to 555 and encodes 184 amino acids. The record is from RefSeq and is a predicted model, not a curated record. The transcript is spliced from 6 exons. Gene Ontology annotation, molecular function: pyridoxal phosphate binding; L-aspartate:2-oxoglutarate transaminase activity. NCBI's taxonomy places the organism in Eukaryota, Apicomplexa, Conoidasida, Eucoccidiorida, Eimeriidae. Gene Ontology annotation, biological process: L-aspartate biosynthetic process.
AUGUCUCCUCCUGAUCCAAUCUUAGGGACAGCAAUUGCCUAUAAAAAAGAUAAUUCUCCUUAUAAAAUUAAUUUAGGUAUUGGUGCCUAUAGGACUAAUAAGGGGACACCUUAUGUAUUCAAGGUUGUAAAAGAGGCAGAGAAGGAAAUAUUAGAAGAUGAAUCAAUUGAUAAAGAAUAUCUUCCUAUUGAUGGUCUACCUGAGCUUAAACCUUAUGUAUAUCUUAGUAACCCUACAUGGGCAAACCAUCAUAAUAUCUUUGGCCCUGGCGUGGGUCUUACUAUUCGCGAAUAUCCUUACUGGGACCCCGUAACAAAAGGUGUAGAUUUUGAGGGUUUAACUCGUGUACUAAGAGAAGCCCCAUUAAGAUCUGCUGUUGUAUUGCAUGCAUGCGCACAUAACCCUACGGAGGCACAAUGCGAACUUCUUACCAGCAAAUGGCAUGUCUACCUCCUUAAGAAUGGCCGAAUCAGUAUGGCGGGAAUAAAUGAGGAUAAUGUUGAUUAUUUAGUGGAGGCAAUAGAUGAUGUUGUUCGUCAAUUACCUUCUUCUUAA